Symbiodinium natans is the source of this 1629-nucleotide messenger RNA. The record is from the annotation of a GenBank genome assembly. Lineage: Eukaryota; Dinophyceae; Suessiales; Symbiodiniaceae.
AUGGCAUGGCUUGCGGGGGCUGACACUCCGUCGACGUCGAAUGGCAUCUCCGCGAUCUUCCGCAGGGAUCCUUCCAAGAAGCUGAUGCAGCAGCAGCAGCAGGAGCCUGCCAAGAAGGUGAGCUUCUCCCAGGUCGUCCCCAAGCCAGAGGAACAGGAUGAGAGGCCGCCCCCUCUGGACCCGACGAUGAUCGGUCAGGCCACGCUCGAGGAAAGCAGAGGCAGCUUCGGCGAGGAGCCCGAGGCCGAGGAUGGCAGCCGAUUCGAGCCUGUGAAGAUCCAGCGGGUCACCACGAACGACGUGAAGCGGGAGCUUUCGUUCAAGCGCCGGCAACGCCAGUCUGGCCCAAUGCCAACAGAAGAGACACUGGCGGCCUCGAAGAUGCACAUGCUGAAGAAGAAUCCCUUCGAAGAGCAGCUCGACGCAGCUUCGAAAAAAAGCUGCAUGGAGUCCUGUGGCGACGGGAUGAGGAUGAUGUUCUCCUUCCAAUCGGAAAGCAACGAGCCCUUGGUGAAUCGAAUCGCUGGAGGCUUCGUGUUCAAGACGCUGGCUAUGAUUGCCAUCGUCGCGAACGCCGUCUACCUCGGUUGGGCUGCCGACCAAAAUGUCCAAAACAGCUACCGGCGGCUGGAGGGCCGCUCGAAGCUGCCAGUCACAAGGGAUCCAGACAUCGCAUUCUUCUGCUGGUUUGCACUGGAAAUCUUGAUCCGCAUGGCGGCUGAGAGGUUGGCGUUCGUCACAGGUGACGAUGCGUGGUGGAAUCUCCUCGACUGCUUCCUGGUCGUAGAGUCCUUCGUGUCGUUGGUCUGGGACGUGCCCGCGACCUUGAGCUUUCUUCGUAUCCUUCGUGUUUUCCGGCUCAUCCGGAUCGUCCGGCUUGUCCGCACGGUACAGGCCUUGAGAAAACUUCGGACGAUGAUCUUCGCCAUGAUCAACUCCCUGGCAGAUCUUCUCUGGGCUCUGCAGGUGGUCUUCCUUAUUGUCUUUGUCUUCAGCCUGGUCUUCAACAAUGCAGUGGCGGCACAUUUCGACUCCCUGCAGGGCCUGAACGAUGAAGCGGAGACACUGAACGAGUACUACGGCACUUUGUUCCGCUCCAUGGUCUCGCUGUGGUGCGCAGUCAGUGGCGGCAACGAUUGGUUCCAAUACGCGGGAGUUCUUCAGAAGAUCAGCAUGGGCGACUUCUACUUCGUCAUGUUCAACUUCUACAUCGCCUUCUGCGUCGUCGGACUCUUCAACGUGGUCACAGGCGUCUUCGUCGACAGCGCAGUUUGCACCCGAACCGAAGAUGAGAUCGUGCAGGGCUACCUGGACGAGAUGAGAUCGAUGACCGAAUCCAUCAAGGGCUUCCUCAAGAAGGCCGACAAGGAUGCCUCCGGCACGCUGACCUACGAGGAGUUCCAAGCCCACAUGGCAAAUCCUGUCGUGAAGGCUUAUUUUUCGGGGUUGGACAUCGACCCGGACGAGACCAAGAUUAUAUUCACCUUGCUGGACUCGGACUGCAACGGUGAUAUAGACAUCGAAGAAUUCGUUCAUGGCACGAUGAAGCUGAAAGGGUAUGCCACCGGGCUGGCACGCAUCAUGGGGCCGCUUAAGGUGCUGUUAGAGAAACUGGUUGAAUCACCAUGA